GUCAACUUCAACGAGCCACUUUCCAUGCUGCAGCGUUUGUCUGAGGACCUCGAAUAUCACGAGCUGCUGGACAAGGCUGCCAAGUGCCACAGCUCUCUGGAGCAGAUGUGUUACGUGACGGCCUUCUGUGUGUCCGCCUACUCGACCACCGUGUACCGCACGGGAAAGCCCUUCAACCCUCUUCUAGGAGAGACAUACGAGCUGGACCGCCGGAGGGAAAGUGGCUAUCGCUCCCUCUGUGAGCAGGUGAGUCACCACCCGCCCGCGGCAGCUCAUCACGUGAUAUCUGAUCGUGGCUGGACUCUGAGGCAGGAGAUCACUGUUGCCAGCAAGUUCAGAGGAAAAUACCUCUCCAUUAUGCCUUUAGGCACGAUUCAUGCAGUCUUUGGAAAGAGCAACAAUCACUACACGUGGAAGAAGGUCACCACCACAGUGCACAACAUCAUCGUGGGGAAACUAUGGAUCGACCAGUCCGGAGAGAUCGACGUCGUGAACCACACCACAGGAGACCGCUGCCACCUGAAGUUUGCUCCGUACAGCUACUUCUCCCGAGAUGUAGCCAGAAAGGUGACAGGUGUGGUGAUGGACAAGGACGGAAAGGCCCACUACGUGCUGUCGGGCACAUGGGACGAGAAGAUGGAGUUUUCCCGGGUGAUGCAGAGCAGUCGAGGGGGAGAGUACGGCGCCGAGGGCAAACAGAAGACGGUUUAUCAAACACUUAAAGCCAGAGAGUUGUGGAAGAGGAACCCUUUACCCGACGGCGCAGAGAACAUGUACUUCUUCACGUCUCUGGCUCUGACCCUGAACGAGCCCGAGGACGGCGUGGCGCCCACCGACUGCCGGCGCAGGCCCGACCAGCGUCUGAUGGAGGAGGGCCGCUGGGACGAAGCCAACAGCGAAAAGCAGCGGCUGGAGGAGAAGCAGCGCAUCGCCCGGCGUGAGAGGGAGCGGGAGGCCGCGAGCCAACGUGCCUCCAGCCAAUCAGAAGAGGCUGUCGAUGAGGACUCUUUUGCUGAUCACUCCCUCAAAAGUGUGCCCCACGACAACUACAGAGCCCGUUGGUUCGAGCUCUGCGAGGACCAGAUCACAGGUGAGCAAGUUCAUAUCUAUAAGGGAGGCUACUGGGAAGCCAAGGAGCUCRGCAGCUGGGAGGGAAUCCAGGAUAUAUAUUGACCUCGGCGUCGACUGUAAAAGAAAAAAAGACUGACCAUCGCAGUCGCCUGGAUGGCUCCGCCCCCUCCUACUUUCUUGGACGGCUGCUUCCCUGCAGCGGCUCUCUGUUCUAAGAGAUCUCCCCGGACGGUCCCUGCUGUCUGAUCGAGAGGAAAAAAAAAAAGAGAGAGAGCAGCACUUAGCCUCCCUGCGUCUCACUUUGGUUGGUGUUGUUUCCUUGAGUCUUUAUUGCUGUCGUUCAUCUGAGCGGACUGGAAUUUAAAUGACAAAAUUAUGUUUUGGGGGGGGUGUUCUGGUUUGGGUCAGCAUAUAGAAGAAGGAAUGAAAUAAGAGGCGCUUCCAUAUUUUGUGUGUCAGAUCAGGAGCAGAACAAGUUUGGAAGCAGAUCCCAGCCUGUGUGAAACAACCACAGCUCCGCCCUGCUUUCGGUGAUAACUCUAAAACAAUUAUGGAAAAACCUGGGUAAUAUAUUCUUUAUUAUGUAAAUCUGAUUGCAGAUUCGUUCAAAUGUCAACUAGUGGCCUUCGAAACGUUAAGAAAUCUUUUGUUUCUCUCUGAUUUUAGUGUCUUAAUGUGAUGUUGUGAAGGUUUGCUUGUGUGUUUGUGUGUAUGACAAUGUUUCAGCUCUUCCACUAUUUAAAAAACAAAACAAAACACAGCAGCUGUGAAUUACAGUGCGCUGAAGUUGAGACUUGUCUUGAAUACUUGUUGACCAUCAACACUGUCAUAUUUUAUCUUUUUUUUUCUUCGAUGUAGACCUAAGGGAAAAUGUGGUUUUGAAUAAAAAAAAAAGGGUCGGGUACAAGAUCUAAAUGUGUAUCGUUGCCUUAAAAAAGGAGCAACUUGCUCUAGCUUGUAUUUACAGCACAGCUACACGAACAAAAGAUCUACAUUUAUAGUGAGUUUCCUUUGCACAUCUGUUCUCUUAAAGGGAUGCCUCAGAUUAUUUUAAGUGYGGUUUUAUGGAAGUGUUAUAAAUAUCUAAUAUCUUACCUGUCUUAGAUAGCUACUUGAUCAAACUCAGUUUGGAGAAAAAGUUUAAUUUAGUCGGGAUUGAUGAGCUAACGGCUAGCUCAAGCUAAUUAAAGAUCAAAGUGGAUCUCUGCCAUCCUAAAACAACUCAAGGGUGAUGUUUUAUGUAGUUUUUCAUGUUAUUUUAUACAUUUUUGCAACAUCAACAGUUUCACAUGACAUGAUUAGAUCGCCUUAACGUAAAAGAUAAAAUUAAAUAAAUGUGUAAUGUGAAUUUGACGUCAAUGUAAGAUUAAUAAAUAGUGUUGAUGACACUGUAAAAAUUGUCUGAAUUAGAUUUUUUUAAAAACAGCAGCUAUCCACUUUGGUCUUAGUCGAAUCAAACUAUUUCUCCAAACUGAGGUUGCUCAAAAAGCUAUCUGCAACAGGUAAGAUAGUAACUGCUCAUAACCGCUCCACAGAACCCCAACAGUGAAGUACACUUUAGGAUCUCACACUUGUAGUUUUUUUCCACAGCUGUACACUUCUUCACAGUACUGGAAUAAUAUUUUGGCAGUGAAAUAAAGUUUAUUCAAAGCUGAGGUGAGUUGGUACGUUAAAAAAUAAAAAGAACAGAAACUAAAUACUGUGCUGAAUAUAAAUGUGGCUGAGGAGUUCGCACAUAUGCAAGUAUAAUUUAACACCAAAAACAUGGGAUGUUUGUGUGUGUGUAUGAGUGUGUGUGUGCAAUUCACAAAUUUCUUUGUAAGUGUACUUAAACAUGAAGAAAAAGCAAAGAAUUAAAAACAACUUUGCAAAUAACAAUUAGUUUCUAAGUGUGUAGGAACUCACGUUAGUAUUGACAACUGUACUGAAGGUUGGUUUAUUUUUUCUCUUUUUUUCCUUUUCUGAAAUCUUUGGUUCUUGUGAUAUUUGGAGAAGAUUGUCUUCAUUUUCAGGAAAAAGGGAGUUUGUGUACUUGACUCAGCARAGACAUGAUGUUCAGUAUUUUGUAUUAGCACAGAUUAUCAAAAACAAUCUGUAAUAAAUACUGAGAUGUCAAAAACUUUA
Molecule: messenger RNA, 3195 nt
Organism: Austrofundulus limnaeus
Lineage: Eukaryota; Metazoa; Chordata; Actinopteri; Cyprinodontiformes; Rivulidae
Product: oxysterol-binding protein 1
Cellular component (GO): plasma membrane; perinuclear endoplasmic reticulum; cytosol
Molecular function (GO): sterol binding
Source: RefSeq, a predicted model, not a curated record